Salvia splendens (bonfire salvia) is the source of this 1858-nucleotide messenger RNA. Its product is annotated as zinc finger protein CONSTANS-LIKE 10. Gene Ontology annotation, molecular function: zinc ion binding; protein binding. NCBI's taxonomy places the organism in Eukaryota, Viridiplantae, Streptophyta, Magnoliopsida, Lamiales, Lamiaceae. The transcript has 5 exons. The coding region runs from base 274 to 1488 and encodes 404 amino acids. The record is from RefSeq and is a predicted model, not a curated record.
AAAAUGGCAACUUUUGUCAGAACGCAAAAAAAAUUCAGCUGCUCACCAAUCUCAUCUCCUGCUCGCAGAGAGAAUAUUCCAUUCCCAAAAGCUCCAUCCUUUUCUGUUGGUUAGGGUUUUAACUAGCUGACCACUCCAGCUCAACUGAGAUCUGCCACUUUCUUCUUAUUUUUCCACAUAUAGUAAUCUGCUGCUGUCUUCCUUUAUCGCCGAGUUAGAGAAUAAAGUGUGUUUGUAAAGCAAGAUUGAUUAAGAAGUUGAUUUUGUGUGAGUAUGGGAUAUCGUUGUGAUUUCUGUGGGGAGCAAAGAUCGAUUGUGUAUUGUCGGUCCGAUGCAGCUAGUUUAUGUCUGUCCUGUGACCGCAACGUCCAUUCUGCGAAUGCCCUCUCGAAACGACACUCGAGAACACUUGUUUGUGAAAGAUGCAAUUCUCAGCCAGCUUCGGUUAGAUGUAUGGAGGAGAGGGUAUCUCUUUGCCACAACUGCGAUUGGGCGGGGCAUUCCAGCUCGAGCACGCAUAAAAAGCAGAGCGUUAAUUGUUACUCUGGAUGCCCCUCGUCCGCAGAGCUAUCUCAUAUUUGGUCGUUCCUGUUAGACGAUCCUUCAGCUGAGGGUUCCGCCUGCAAACAGGGGAUGGAUUCGAUGAGCAUUACUGAUAACAAGCUAAGGGAUUGCCAAGAUAAUGAUGGUAGUAAAGGUGUUGUUACGUUGCCUUCGGAAACCAGCAACCUUAGUAAUGUGGACAUGGAUAAAGAAGCAGAUUGGAUGGAGUUGUCAGCGUCGAUGCAAAAUGCAGGCCUAUUGGCUGGAUCUACUCACUCGGCCAUGCGCAAGGUUUAUGUACCUCGUGAAGAAGGGAUUGCUGAAUGCAAGGACACUGAGUUCUAUGAUAACUUCAAUGUGGAUGAAAUUGACUUAGGCAUUGAGAACUAUGAUGAACUUUUUGGUGCUGCCCUGGACAAUCCUGACCGACUUUUUGACAAUGAAGACAUCGAUGGAUUGUUUGGGCCACACGACAUGUCCUUUUCUGAUUGUCAGGCUGCUCAUCCUACUGAGGGAUCGGCUGUUGGAGGAAUUAAGAUGCAACCAGCAUGCAGCAAUGCGGCAUCUGCAGAUUCGGUUGUUAGCUGUAAGACUGAACCCAACAUAUGUUUCAUGAGGCAAGCACACUCUGGUUUCUCAUUCUCCCGCCUCACCGGAGAGAGUAGUGGUGUCGACUAUCAAGACUGUGGUGCAUCGCCAAUGUUAAACAUGGGAGAUCCACCAUGGGGCCUUCCGGGUCCUGAAAGCGCGAUGCCCCCCUCUUCCAGCAGGAGCGAUGCUGUCAUGCGUUACAAGGAGAAGAAGAAGACACGAAAAUUCGAGAAGAAAGUAAGGUAUGAAACCCGCAAGGCCAGAGCCGAUGUAAGGAGGCGCGUGAAGGGGCGCUUCAUCAAGGCCGGUGAUGCAUAUGACUACGACCCGUUGUGCAAAAGCAGAAGCUGCUGAGUAUAAUAAACCUUCCGCGAGAUCAACUUAGCUACUGCACGACAUCAUUAAAAAAAAUGCACGAAUCCGCCCUUUGUCAUGACAAAUGAUCUUGCAACGAGCUUUACCAAGCCACGUUGAGAUAACUCCGACCAUCAUCGGAAAAGAUACUCCCAUUGGCGGAGGCAGCAGCAGCCUUGCUAAAUUUGUUAAUACUGUUAUGUUAGUUACACACAUAUAUAUAUAUAAUCUGAUUUAGUCUUGUUUGAUUGGUGUGGGGAACAUGUAUAGAGCAUAAGUCUCCCAUUCACACUUUCUUAGCAAGAAUGUGAUUUUCUAUCUGUAGAAAACAAGAUUUAUGUGAUGUGUUUGUUGAUAUCUUGUCCGAUGA